AUGACAUUGAGUACAUCUUCGAACUUCGAAGCUAAUGCUGCUAGCGGUCAGGCCGCCAGCAAUCCUUCAACAAAAAGCACCCCUUCUGCUCCUUUGCCGUUUGGUUUCGUCGGCAGCUUGAAGAACUUCAAGAUUCCAAAACGUGAAGAAGUAAAAGAGACUGGGAAAGAAAAAGAAGCGGCACCGUCGAAUCCAGCACCGCAAGUCGCACCAACACCACCACCUCUGCCAACACCUGCACCUAAUCCUCCCCCGCUGCCUGCGAAAGCAUCUAUGCCAAGGAAAAGUUCUGCUCCGAUUCCACCACCUCCCAUGAUUCCACUUCCUCGCCAGCCACUGCUCAGUACUCCUCCGUCAGGGCCUACAGGGAUGCCAAUGGGUGCCGGUCCACUUCGAAAGCCGCCAACGCUUCCCGAUCACAGAGAUAGAAGGCCAUCAAUGAUUGGUGCACCUCCAUUCCGGGGAAGUAUGUCAUCAAUACCGCUGCCAAAAGGUCCACCACCACCUCAGGCGACUCCUACUGGGGGCGGGACUUGGAUACGCCCUCCUUCGCACAUUCCUACUCAAAGUAUCCGGUAA
Cooperia oncophora is the source of this 579-nucleotide messenger RNA. NCBI's taxonomy places the organism in Eukaryota, Metazoa, Nematoda, Chromadorea, Rhabditida, Trichostrongylidae. The record is from the annotation of a GenBank genome assembly.